CAGUUGGAUGGUGCAGUGGUGCAGUUGUGUUGAUUCAAAGAGAGAACGCAAAGGCACAGAUAGAUAGGAGAAAGGACACAGACAAGCCUUUAUAUAUUAACCAAACAAGACCCUCAAGCUAAAAAAUCCGUAAGAGAAACAUGUUUAAGAUCGAAUUGUAAGUGCUCCUCUCAAGAUUGAAGACUUCAUGAGUGGGUUGAGGGUCUUGAAGAGGAAAGGGAGGGAAAAUAUUGAUCAAACCCAGAAGAAAGAAGCUGCAGUAGUGUUUGAUUCUUGCAAAAGUAGUGGAGCAAUCCAGAAGAUGAAGAAAGAUGACGAGAGUCAAAGCAAAGGUAAGAAAACGUGUGAUUUAGUGUCGUUUUGGGAGCUGCCAGAGUACAUGAAGGACAAUGAGUUCAUCUUGAGUUACUACAGAGCAGAAUGGCCUCUCAAAAAAGCUCUCUUCAGCGUUUUUCGUUGGCAUAAUGAAACUCUCAAUGUCUGGACGCAUCUUCUUGGUUUCUUCUUGUUUGUGGGGUUGACUGUGGCAAAUUUAAUGCAAGUGCCUCAGGUUGCUGAUCUGCUCGGCUUGUUUACCUGGUCAAUUUUUACUAGUGCACAAAGAAAUGUUUCUAAUGAUUCAAAGGAUUUCUACUUGGGGACAACAGAACUGCUUGAUCUGGGCCACAAUUUACCGAUGAAAACAGAUGUUUCAUCGUUAGGAAUGCCAGCAACCCGGUGGCCAUUCUAUGUAUUCUUAGGUGGCUCUAUGUUCUGCCUCCUCUCAAGUAGCAUUUGCCACCUCUUUUCUUGCCAUUCACACAGCUUGAACAUUCUGUUGCUGCGAAUAGACUAUGUCGGCAUUGUUAUGAUGAUCAUCACCUCUUUUUUUCCUCCAAUGUAUUAUAUCUUCCAAUGUGAACCACAUUGGCAAUUUAUCUACCUUGGUGGUAUCACAGUAAUGGGAAUGUUCACUAUCGUGACGCUACUUUCUCCACCGCUAUCAACCGGAAAAUUUCGUGCUUUUAGAGCCAUGCUGUUCGCUUCCAUGGGAUUAUUCGGCCUUAUCCCUGCAGUCCAUUCUGUAAUUGCCAAUUGGGGUAAUCCCAAGCGUGAUACUAUUGUAGCUUAUGAGUCUGCCAUGGCUAUAUUUUACUUGACUGGAGCCGGGUUGUAUGUAAGUAGGUUUCCAGAGAGGUUGAAGCCUGGACUGUUCGACCUAACAGGACACAGUCAUCAGAUUUUUCAUGUUUUUGUGGUAUUGGGAGCAUUGGCUCAUUAUGGUGCCACACUUUUAUUCUUGGAGUAUCGUGAUCUUGUGGGAUGUGAAGUAAACCUAUAAUAUGUAUGAAUCAAGAUUAAUGUGUAUGUUGAAUGUUUUGGAAUUGUAAUUUCCUCUGAUCAAUCCAAUCUCAUGAACUGCUUUACCA
Populus euphratica (Euphrates poplar) is the source of this 1409-nucleotide messenger RNA. Its product is annotated as heptahelical transmembrane protein 1-like. The coding region runs from base 188 to 1321 and encodes 377 amino acids. The record is from RefSeq and is a predicted model, not a curated record. NCBI's taxonomy places the organism in Eukaryota, Viridiplantae, Streptophyta, Magnoliopsida, Malpighiales, Salicaceae. Gene Ontology annotation, biological process: response to hormone. Gene Ontology annotation, molecular function: signaling receptor activity. The transcript has 4 exons. Gene Ontology annotation, cellular component: membrane.